Molecule: messenger RNA, 555 nt
Organism: Vicia faba (fava bean)
Lineage: Eukaryota; Viridiplantae; Streptophyta; Magnoliopsida; Fabales; Fabaceae
Source: the annotation of a GenBank genome assembly
AUGAGAGGUGUGAGGAAGUUGUUAGAAGGAUGUGGCACAGACCCUGCGCUAGUUUGGUGGAUAAAGUUCAGAAUCUCAUCUCCCUGGGGACUCUGUUGGGUAAGUAUCGAAGUGACAAACUCAGGAAGGAAAUUCUCAAGGUUGAAUCUAAUAUCAAUAAUCUGGAUUUGGGGGACCCUUCCCCUGAGGAGCUUGCAAAAAAGCAGGAACCUCAAUAAGUGUCUUGAUGAUCUCUUGGCCAAGGAAGAAGUCAUUUGGCGUCAGCGCAACAGAGCCUUGUGGUUACACAAACGAGAUAAGGAUACAUCGUUCUUUCAUGGAAAAGCAUCCCAACAAAAGAAAACAAAUUCCAUUGUGAGAAUCAAGGAUGCUAGUAUGAUUUGGUGUAAGAAGGAGGAUGAUAUUGAGAGAAUUUUCAGGACUUAUUUCAAUGAGCUUUUCACGUCUUCUAAACCGGUGGGUGCUGAGACUAUCACAGAGGUGGUAAAAGACAUAAUUUCUGGAGAGGAUUGUGACUGGUAUAGGCGGCCUUUUGAUUCCUUAGACAUUAAGUAA